GGACCACCAGAUGAUUAUUACGCGUUAGCAGCUUCAUAUUCAGCAUUUAGCAGCAAAGUUAAACAGGCUACACAGCGUAUAGGUUAGUAUACUCGUGGUGUGUUGCACAUGGACUGAGAUAAUGACUGCACGAGCUCACUGAAGAAGAGUAAAGCUAGUAAAGCUAGCUGCUAACUAGUUGCUAGGUUAGCUUGCUGCUAGCUGCUUCAGCUCCUGUUUCACCUUCAUCCUGAAGAAUGUCAAGCUCAACCCACCAGAGACACCAUCCUCAUAAAGUGACUGGGUGGAGUGCCAACAUGCAGAGUUUGGUGGUGCAGGCUCUUGCCAUGAGGCAGCUGGGAAGGUUGAAUCCUCGCCACCUGCUGGCUGCUGGAUAUGGACUUAGGCAGAACGAAUGGUGUCCCAGGACCAUCCACACACGCCAGUUGUGGGGUUGCUCGGCUUUCCCCGCACUUGGCUGUCACAGGCCCGCUCUACGUGGCAGAGACGCCGUCAGGGGUUGGUCUGUCCACCAGCUGAGGUUUAAAAGCAACAAGAAGAAAGUAGCUGCUCGGGCAGCACAGGAGGACGAGGAUGAAGACGAGGACGAAAAAGACCCUGAGGACAGCGAUUAUGAAGACGAGGUGGAUGAGAACCCAAAUCUACCGAAGGACUAUAAAGACAUAGAGAAACAUGUGCCGUCGUUUCGAUAUGAUGUCAUCAUGAAAGCUGGCCUGGACAUGGCACGCAAUAAAAUUGAAGACGCCUUCUAUAACAACAAGCUCAGGUUAAAUGGACAGAAACUCAUCAAGAAAAAUAAAACGGUGAAAGUCGGGGACACCUUGGACCUGGUACUGUCGGAGAACCAAGAAACAAGCACGGUUACUCUGAUGAGAGUCAUCCUACGGAGGGUUUUCGGUGUAUCCAAUAACACAGAAAAGCACAAAGUUGCCAUAAGACGCUGGAAAUGUAUAGAGCUUCCCAAGGAUGAGGCAUUUAAGCCACAAACUUGAAUAGGACCCUGUUGACUGUAAUACCAUUUGCCAGUGAAGGCAACAACACCCGCAGAAAAGUUGGAUCUCGAAUGGAUUACAAAGGUAUAAUGUAAAGUUUAAACAGUUCUCAGUGGUUGUGUAGACAUUAAGCAGUUGGUUGGGGGAAAGACUGAGUGUUUACCUUUCCCCAUUAUACUGUGAGACUCCUCUAAUAAAAGUGCAUUUUGACAUCAUGUUCCUAAUGAGUUGGCUGAUAAAAAGCAUAUGACAUUG
Sebastes umbrosus (honeycomb rockfish) is the source of this 1247-nucleotide messenger RNA. It is a transcript of the gene mtres1, whose product is annotated as mitochondrial transcription rescue factor 1. Bases 237 to 992 code for a protein of 251 amino acids. The record is from RefSeq and is a predicted model, not a curated record. NCBI's taxonomy places the organism in Eukaryota, Metazoa, Chordata, Actinopteri, Perciformes, Sebastidae. The transcript has 4 exons.